AAGUGUGUGUACUCUGGCCAGAAUCAUGAAAUCAUCAUCAGAAGACACUCCUGACUCCUCCAAUGGCGCCUCAGCUUCUCUCCUCCCGUAACUUCAAAUCUCUCUUUGACUCUGUCGACACUUUCCUAUUUGACUGCGAUGGUGUUAUAUGGAAGGGUGAAAAGCUCAUCGAUGGCGUCGCCCAAACUCUGGACCUAAUCCGCUCUAAGGGUAAAAAUGUUGUCUUUGUGACCAAUAAUUCGGUCAAAUCGAGGAGGCAAUACGCUGAAAAGUUCCGAUCUUUGGGUGUCCCUUCUGUUACUCAGGAUGAGAUCUUCUCUUCGUCAUUUGCGGCCGCUAUGUACCUCAAAGUCAACAAUUUCCAUAAGGACAAGAAGGUUUAUGUGAUUGGUGGGGAAGGCAUUCUUGAGGAGCUCCAGAUUGCUGGUUUUACAGGUCUCGGUGGUCCUGAAGACGGUGAAAAGAGGGCACAAUGGAAAUCAAACUCUCUCUUUGAACAUGAUAAAAGCGUGGGAGCAGUUGUGGUCGGACUAGACCCCAAUAUAAACUACUAUAAGCUUCAAUACGGUACCCUCUGUGUACGCGAGAAUCCGGGAUGUCUUUUCAUUGCAACCAACCGUGAUGCAGUAGGACAUAUGACGGAUCUCCAAGAGUGGCCUGGUGCUGGUUGUAUGGUUGCUGCGAUGUGUGGAUCAACUGAAAGAGAACCAAUAGUUGUUGGGAAACCAUCUACUUUCAUGAUGGACUUUCUGCUACAAAAAUUUGGGACAGAAACGUCAAGAAUGUGCAUGGUGGGUGAUAGGCUAGAUACUGAUAUCUUGUUUGGACAGAAUGCUGGCUGCAAAACUCUCCUCGUCCUAACAGGGGUGACAAGUGAAUCAAAUCUACUAAAAGAGGGCAACGAGAUUGAACCAGACUAUUACACAAGCACGGUCUCUGAUAUGAUGAAACUGAUGGAGUCUCCCUAGUAAGUAAGGGCAUCAUCAUGUUGCUUUACCCAUGAAUGAAACAGUCAUUUAUGUCCCUGUUUUUUUUCUGAUUUUUUGUCUUGGUUAAUAGUCUGAUGGUCCACAUCAUCAGAAAACAUGGCGUGCUAGCUUUUAAUAAAGGCUCUUUUGUUAU
Messenger RNA from Arabidopsis arenosa, 1122 nucleotides. The record is from the annotation of a GenBank genome assembly. NCBI's taxonomy places the organism in Eukaryota, Viridiplantae, Streptophyta, Magnoliopsida, Brassicales, Brassicaceae.